Molecule: messenger RNA, 601 nt
Organism: Aphanomyces invadans
Lineage: Eukaryota; Oomycota; Saprolegniomycetes; Saprolegniales; Verrucalvaceae
Exons: 2
Coding region: 30-401 (123 amino acids)
Source: RefSeq, a predicted model, not a curated record
CACAAAUCGCUCACUCGUGUGCAGGAACGAUGGAGCUCGAGUUCAACGACCGUGCGAAACGAGGCACGUCGCGCGCCGAGCGCCUCGCCAUGCUUGAGUUCCUGCGCAUUCCUGACAACUUUGCCUUGAUGACUGGCCAGGCGACGAAAGGUAAGUCGGUGAAAGGCGGGCAGAGGCUCACGAAAGCCCACGGCCAUGCCCUGAUGGCCGAAUACGUGAACAUGAUCGUUCGCGACAGCACGCGAACGUGGACAACGCAGGAUGCAAAGUCCAGAUACGAUGCGUACGUCUCAUCGUACAAGAAGGCCCUUCGUUGGUGCGGGCCGAAUAAAAGCGGUCGAGGUCUGACGCAGAAGGACUACAAACGAAGUAGGACAUAUAUUGAGGAUGAAUUUGACUAAUUUCGUAGAAAUCUUUACGAUUGAAAGCAAGUUGGAGAGCAUUUGUCCGUACUACGACGACAUGAAUGCGCUUUUUGGCGAGCGCCAGAACUUUCGACCAUCCUAUGUGUUAGAAACGAGCAAUGACUACGGUAAAAUACGCGAAAUGUUUUCGCAGUGAAAUACAUAAUCAAAUUUCGAUUUAAUGUAGCUGACGAACC